Messenger RNA from Siniperca chuatsi (mandarin fish), 6476 nucleotides. It is a transcript of the gene lamb1a, whose product is annotated as laminin, beta 1a. Gene Ontology annotation, cellular component: laminin trimer. Gene Ontology annotation, molecular function: integrin binding; extracellular matrix structural constituent. Gene Ontology annotation, biological process: cell migration; substrate adhesion-dependent cell spreading; basement membrane assembly. NCBI's taxonomy places the organism in Eukaryota, Metazoa, Chordata, Actinopteri, Centrarchiformes, Sinipercidae. The transcript has 33 exons. The record is from RefSeq and is a predicted model, not a curated record. Bases 166 to 5550 code for a protein of 1794 amino acids.
GAGGUCUGAGGGGGUCUGCAGCGUUCAAGGGGUCUGAAAGUCUCCGCAGGUUUUCAGGAGGUUCAGACGGUCUGAGGGGUUUCAGGUUUCAGACUCCGGAGGUUUUGUUGGAUUUCCAGUUUUCCAGAAGUUUCUGGGUCCGAACUUAGAGUCCAGAUCAGCAGCAUGUUGGAGCUUCAGCUCGCGGUGCUGCUCGCUCUGCAGAUGUUUACCUGCGCUCAGGAGGGCGGGGCCAAGGAUGAUGUCAGCCUCCCGGAGCUCAGUGACGUGUGCACAGAGGGCAGCUGUUACCCAGCAACAGGAGACCUUCUGAUUGGCCGAUCCCACCAACUGUCAUCCACCUCCACCUGUGGACUGAACCGACCCGAACCGUUCUGCAUUGUCAGCCAUCUGCAGGAGGAGAAGAAGUGUUUUGUGUGCGACUCUGUGGACCCGUACGACGAACUGACGGAUCAGACGAGCGGUCAUCGUAUCGAAAACGUCGUCACUACAUUCGCUCCGAACAGACUGAAGACCUGGUGGCAGUCUGCGAACGGUCUGGAGAACGUCACCAUCCAGCUGAACCUGGAGGCAGAGUUUCACUUUACACACCUCAUCAUGACCUUCAAGACGUUUCGACCUGCUGCCAUGGUGAUCGAGCGGUCAGCUGACUUCGGGAAGAAGUGGCAGGUUUAUCGUUACUUCGCCUACGACUGCGAGACUUCGUUCCCGUCGGUUUCCCAGGGUCCAAUGCAGAAGGUCGAUGAUGUCAUCUGUGACUCACGUUACUCCGACAUCGAGCCGUCCACUGAAGGAGAGGUGAUUUUCAGAGUUCUGGACCCGGCGUUCAGAAUCGACGAUCCCUACAGCCCCAGAAUCCAGAACAUGUUGAAGAUCACCAACCUACGGGUGAAGUUCACCAAACUGCACACGCUCGGAGACAAUCUGCUGGACUCUCGUAUGGAGAUCAAGGAGAAGUAUUACUACGCCAUAUACGACAUGGUGGUCCGAGGAAACUGCUUCUGCUAUGGUCACGCCUCAGAGUGUGCCCCCAUCCAGGGAGCCAGCCAGGCCAGGGAUGGCAUGGUUCACGGUCACUGCAUGUGUAACCACAACACCAAAGGUCUGAACUGUGAACAGUGUCAGGAUUUCCACCACGACCUGCCGUGGAGACCGGCCGAGGGACGCAACACCAAUGCCUGCAAGAAGUGUAACUGUAACCAGCACUCAGACUCGUGUCACUUCGACAUGGCCGUGUUCGUGGCUUCAGGAAACGUCAGUGGAGGAGUUUGUGACGACUGUCAGCACAACACGGCCGGACACAACUGCGAGCAGUGUAAACCGUUUUACUACCAACAUCCAGAGAGAGACGUCAGAGACCCCAACAUCUGCCAGCCCUGUAACUGCGACCCUCUGGGCUCUCUGAACGAAGGAAUAUGUGACCGGAUGACGGCCGUUCGAGCCGGUCUCAUCGCCGGGCAGUGUCGCUGUAAAGUCAACGUGGAGGGAGAACGCUGCGAACGCUGCAAAGAGGCACAUUACGGACUGAGCGACGAGCCUGAAGGCUGCAGGGCAUGUACCUGCAGCCCUGUGGGAACACUUCCUGGAGAAAAUCCCUGCGACAGUGAAACAGGAAGUUGCUUCUGUAAACGUCUGGUGACUGGACGAGACUGUGACCAGUGUGUGUCUGAACACUGGGGUCUUAGUAAUGACAUGGACGGCUGCAGGCCAUGUGACUGUGACCUGGGAGGAUCCAUCAACAACCAGUGUGAUCAAGUGAGUGGUCAGUGUGUCUGCAGAGAUCACAUGUUCGGUCGUCGUUGUGAUCAGGUUAAGUCUGGAUUCUACUUCAUCGCUUUGGAUCACUACACCUACGAGGCUGAGGACGCCAAGUUUGGACCUGGAGUGACGGUGGUCCCAAGGCCCCAUCCUCUGGACCGCACUCCCACCUGGACAGGUAUUGGCCUGGUCAACGUCCCAGAGGGGGCCUUCCUGGAGUUCUCUGUGGACAACAUCCCCCACUCCAUGGAGUACGACAUCAUCAUCCGCUACGAACCUCAGCUGCCUGACCAAUGGGAGGAGGUUCUGAUGACAGUGAUGAGACCUGGACCAAUCAGAGCAGACAGUCGCUGUGUCAACACUGUGCCCGACGACGACAACCAGAUGAUCUCACUUCACCCCGGCUCACGGUAUGUGGUUCUUCCCAGACCGGUUUGUUUUGAAUCUGGUCUGAACUACACAGUCCGCCUCAGUCUGCCGCUGUACUCGGCCCUCAGCGACGUCCAGUCUCCAUACACGCUCAUUGACUCGAUCGUGUUGAUGCCUCACUGUAAGAACUUGGAGAUUUUCACAGCCUCAGAGGGAGGAGACUCCAGCGAGAACAGUGGUUGGGAAAAUUUUCAGCGUUAUCGUUGUCUGGAGAACAGCCAGAGCGUCAUCAAGUCACCAAUGACUGACAUCUGCAGAAACUUCAUCUUCAGCAUCUCCGCCAUGUUGCACCAGGGAGCUAAAGAAUGCCAGUGUGACCCUCAGGGCUCCCUCAGCACCGUGUGUGACCCCAGUGGGGGUCAGUGUCAGUGUCGCCCCAACGUGAUCGGCAGGAACUGUGACAGAUGUGCUCCGACCACUUUCCAGUUCGGACCCAACGGCUGCAGAGCGUGUGCGUGCGACCCACAGGGUUCACAGAGUUCGUUCUGCGAUCAGCUGACCGGUCAGUGUGUUUGUGUUUCGGGAGCAUACGGUCGGCAGUGUGAUCACUGUCUGCCAGGUCACUGGGGAUUCCCCACCUGCCGACCCUGCUCCUGCAACGGACACGCCGACGACUGUGACCCCAACACUGGACGCUGCAUCAACUGCAAGGACCAUAGCACUGGACACACCUGUGACAGGUGUAUGGAUGGUUACUAUGGCGACCCAAUGCUGGGGUCAGGUGACCACUGUCGGCCCUGCAUGUGUCCCGACGGCCCUGGCAGCCUGCGACAGUUCGCGGGAAAUUGUUACCGCGGUGACGACUCCCAGCAGGCCAUCUGUGUCUGCAACACUGGAUACAGAGGUGCUCGCUGUGACGAGUGCUCACCUGGUUACUAUGGAAACCCUGGGGAGGUGGGGGGGCAGUGUCAGCCCUGUCAGUGCAACAACAACAUUGACAUGUUGGACCCGGAGUCCUGCGAUGCACAAAACGGCGAGUGUCUGCGCUGCCUUUACCACAGCGAGGGCGCCGCCUGCCAGAGCUGCAAACUGGGUUACUACGGCAAUGCCCUGCUGCAGGACUGCAGGAAGUGUGUUUGUAACCAGCUGGGCAGCGAUCCCUCCAGCUGUCCGUCGUCCGGCGACUGUCACUGCGACCGCGGCAGUGGUCAGUGUCACUGCCUCCCGAACGUGAUUGGUCAACACUGCGAACGCUGCGCGCCCGACACCUGGAACAUGGCGAGUGGCCGCGGCUGUCAGACCUGUGACUGCGACCCCAAACAUUCGUACGGGACUUCCUGCAACGAGGUCAGUGGUCAGUGUUCCUGUCAGCCCGGCUUUGGAGGAAGAACAUGCAGCGAGUGUAGAGAGCUGUUCUGGGGAGACCCAGAGGUCAAAUGUCACGCAUGUGACUGCGACCCUCGCGGUAUCUCAGGGCCGCAGUGUAACAAAGUCAGUGGUCACUGUGUCUGUGUGGACGGGGUUUCUGGUCCACGCUGCGACGCCUGCGCCCGUGGGUUCUCCGGGACCUUCCCCGACUGCCGCCGCUGCCACGAGUGCUUUGCAGAGUGGGACCGCGUCAUCGGUCAGCUGACCAAUCAGACGCACCGACUCGUCAACAAGGUCAACACCAUCAAAGCCAGCGGAGUCAGCGGACCGUACAGGAAGUCCAUCGACAGCAUGGAGAGGAGCGUUGCCGACAUCCGGGUCAUCCUGAACCAGCACCCGGCCUCGCAACCGCUGACCGAGAUCCAGGAGCUUCUGCAACAAACCAGUGACCUGAUGGGGGCGCUGACCCAGAUGUUGAACCACACUGAACAGACUCUGGUCCAGGUGGAGGACUCGGACUCGGCUGCAGAAACUAAACUGGACUCUGUGACGUUGGAUGCUCAGAAACUGGAGCGGACGGUUCAGGAGCUGCUAGAUCAGGUCAAGUUCAUCAAGAACUCUGACAUCAGAGGGGCGACGGACAGCGUCAUCAAGUACUUCCUGCAAUCUAAGGCGGCUGAAGCUCAAGCCAACGCCUCCACCAUUGACCCGGGAAGCUCUGUAGAAACCUCCGGUGCUCUACGGCAACUCACAGAGGACAAACUGAACCAAACCAGAGAGGAGUUCCUGAGGAGACACACUGAGCAUGCUCAGAGACUAGACGACCUGGCAGGAGAGCUGCAGACGCUGGACCUAUCAGAGAUCAGCCACAAGACCUGCGGCAGUCCAUCAUCAGGCCAGGACUCGUGCUGGUCCUCUCCCUGUGGAGGUCUGGGCUGCGUGGACUCUGAGGGUCAAACCAAGUGUGGAGGUGAAGGAUGUGACGGCGUGGUGACGACAGCCAGCAGCGCCUGGAGGAAGGCCCAAGACUCUGAACAGGAAAUCAUCAGCGCCAUGGAGGAAGUGGAGAAACUCUCCAAGAUGGUGUCGGAGGCCAAACUGAAAGCAGACGAGGCGAAGCUGAGCGCUCAGGACGUCCUGAUGAAGACCAACAGAACCAAACAGAAAGUCGACCAGAGCAACGAGGAGCUGAGAGGUCUCAUCAGACAGAUCAGAGACUUCCUCACACAGGACGCUGCAGACCUGGAGAGCAUCGAGCUAGUGGCCAACGAGGUUCUGGCCAUGCAGAUGCCGACCACGCCGGCUCAGCUGCAGGCCCUGACCGACGAGAUCCGACAGAAGGUGGGAGAACUGGGACACGUGGAGACCAUCCUGCAGCAGAGCGCCGACGACAUCCAGAGAGCCGAGAACCUGCUGGACCAGGCCCGCAGAGCCAGUGAGGAGGCGGCAGACGUGAAGGACUCUGCAGAGAAGGUGAAGCGAGCUCUGAAAGAAGCUCAGAGAGCUCAGACUGCUGCCAGCAGCGCCAUCCAGCAGGCCGCCGCCGACAUCCAGAACACCAACAACCUGCUGUCAUCCGUGGAGUCGGAGACGGCCGACGCAGAGUUGAAGCUGAAUAACGCCACCCAGAGGCUUCAGCGGCUCGAGCAGGACGUGACGCGGCUGAGAGACAAAGCUGUAAACGUCACGCUGAGCACCGAACGGACCAAUCGGGAUGCAGCGAGCAUCGGAAAGAUGGCAGAGGAGUUCAAGAAGGACCUGGACUCGGAGCUGAAGGAUAAAUACGCCACAGUGGAGCAGCUGAUUGGUCAAAAGGCAGGGGGCGUGGCCGAUGCAAAGAAGAGGGCAGGUUUACUGCAGCAGGAAGCCAAAGAGCUGCUGCUGAAAGCCAGCGACAAACUGCAGCUGCUCAAAGAUCUGGAGAAGUCUUACGAAGACAACCAGCGGACUCUGGACGUGAAGGCGGAGCAGCUGGUGGAGCUGGAGGCUGCCGUGAAGGAGCUGCUGCAGGAGAUCAGCCACAAGGUCACCGUCUACAGCACCUGUCUGUUCUAAGGUCAAAGGUCACCGUCUACAGCACCUGUCUGUUCUAAGGUCAAAGGUCACCGUCUACAGCACCUGUCUGUUCUAAGGUCAAAGGUCACCGUCUACAGCACCUGUCUGUUCUAAGGUCAAAGGUCACCGUCUACAGCACCUGUCUGUUCUAAGGUCAAAGGUCAUAUUCAGAGCGUCAGAGUGAGAUGAAUUAAAGGCACAUGACCCAAUUUUUAACCUGAUCUGUGUGUUAAAUCUGAGCUGUUGACCUUUCCUCAGCAGCCAAUCAGAAGUGAGAACACUGCCCUAUGAUCGUCAUAUGAAGUCAACAGUUUCUUCUGUGACCUGAAACAAUCAGAGAAGAAAAAGACCAAAAAUUUAAGAUUUUCAUUCCAAAAUUAGAUUCUUGUGUUUGAAUGAUACCAAAGAGUUUAUUUGUUUAUAUGUAACCGCUCUGAGAUUGAAUGUUUGGACGUCUAACCGUCCCUGAACGCACCCUUAAACAGGUAAUGAACUAUAAAAUGUUCAAAAACAGUUUGAUCCUUUUAAGAGUUGUAAAACUCAUGAAGUCCAUUAAAAUGUGAGUUUGGAAAAUAAGUUGGAAGCAGCUGAAACUGAUCAAACUGAUUGAUUUGACACAAAUGAAUUUAAUUGGCUGGUUCAUCAAAUGAGAAAACAAACAAUCGUUUCAUUAAACCUUCAGUAAAGUUUAACUGCUGUAAAAGUUUUAAGUUGGAGUUUUGAGUUUUUAAAUCAGUUGAAUGUCUUCGUGAAUGUAAAAAAAAUCAAAGUGACUUUGAUUCCAGUUUAAAAGUGUGAAAUUAUGAAACCAUGUGACUGCAACUUUUUUUACUUCCUCGUUCUGUAUUUCCUGUAGUUUUCUGUUUCUACAAGGCCAAAACUUUAAACCCAAAAUGAUUUUUAAUAAAAGCGUCCAGUUAAAAUCC